This is a messenger RNA of Odontomachus brunneus, 3424 nucleotides long. RefSeq names its product thyrotropin-releasing hormone-degrading ectoenzyme-like. The record is from RefSeq and is a predicted model, not a curated record. Gene Ontology annotation, molecular function: metalloaminopeptidase activity; peptide binding; zinc ion binding. Gene Ontology annotation, cellular component: cytoplasm. Bases 637 to 3351 code for a protein of 904 amino acids. NCBI's taxonomy places the organism in Eukaryota, Metazoa, Arthropoda, Insecta, Hymenoptera, Formicidae. Gene Ontology annotation, biological process: proteolysis; peptide catabolic process. The transcript is spliced from 12 exons.
UAACGAUCAAUACUCAAAGGUGGUCUUGUCACAGUCAUAGAGAAAAUUAUCUAGAGAUACGAGAAAUUAAUUAAAAUGGAGAAAUGACUGGCAGACAAUGCGAUAUCGCACAUAUUUUAUAUUUAAUCAAUAUAGAUGACAGAAGGACUGAAUUUCUAUAUGAACGACUUGUGAAGAGUUUAGCAAAAGUAGCUCUGUGUGGCGCGUCCAUCCAGAUUAAAUCCAAUCGCACAUUUUAUAAAAGUAACUACGACAGACAAAAAACUAGUGGCAAAAGACAAACAAAUGUAAAAUCCUCAUCUCCUAAAUUUGCUAGCAAAUAUUGCUACAACGUUACUGAUGUUUAAAUCCUGUAUAUCACAGACAAUUUUCUAACAAGUACAAAAAGCUGCGUUAAAUCCCAAUUAUGAUAUUCAGAAUUCUACUUGGACCAGAAAAAUAUUUUUUUCAAUGUAAGGCAAAACAAAUAAUUUUGUAUCUGAGGCAGAACGUUUGUCAACUCAAAUAGCGUAACUACAUUUAUCCAUUCUAUAUCGAUACACGAUGCUUCUUACGCGAGGUAUUUAUAGACUUUCAAAUUGCUUGUCGGUCACUUCUAAGGACACGGUAUCUCGAAGCUGUUGCUGAUUUGAAACGAUGAUUGAAACGAGAGUUGACGUGAUGUUUUUUAAACUAUUGCUCAAUACGUGCCUAAUAUUCACGACGGUAAUCGCGAAGAGGAUACUACAUACUACGAUUGAUACUAAUGUGGAUACGGGAAAUUGCUCGCAGGUCAGUGAUUCUUUACCGAUUUAUGCGAAUCCCGUGCAUUACAACAUCGAGCUGGCACUGCACGACGACACUUUCGUCGGGGAGUCAAGCGUUACCAUUGACAUACAAAAAGAAGUCACGAAAAUAGGUUUGCACGCUGAAAAAUUGCAAAUAGAAUUUGAUACAAUAUUGCUCUUUAAGCAUAAGCAAAAGAAGCAGGAAAGGCAAAAUAGGGGCAGGAAACUUCGAACAUUUGUCUAUUGCAUGAAAACGCAGAUUUUGAUUCUCGAAUUCGACAGGAGUAUCCAUAUUGGCAUAUACGAGUUACAUAUGAAAUUCAACGGCUCUCUACUUGGCCCAAAAGGCCUCGUCGCGAUCAAUCGCACAAUCGAUAGAGGAGAGACAAGGCAAUCGUAUGUGACGCUAUUCGAGCCAACCGGUGCUCGACGUGUAUUUCCAUGCUGGGACGAUCGGUCACGGGGAUCGACAUAUAAUAUCUCGAUUGCACAUUCAAAUACUCUCCGAGCUUGGUCAAAUAUGCCGGUAAUGAAGAAAUCGUAUGUGACGUAUAAUAGAAUACAGACGCACUUUGAAAUUUCCCCUUACAUGCCUGUCUGCUACCUGACGAUACUAGUUAGUGAUGUCGAAAUCGCCUACACGCACUGGAAAUAUCCGAUACAAAGUAACAUUAAUAUGUGGUGUGUACCUAAUACGAGGAAUCAACUGAAAAUGACGGAGGAAAUUGCUCCAAUAAUUGAUUAUUUUAUAGUUAAAAACAUGAGUUUUAUUUGGAAAGGAUCAGUCAUUAACUUCAUUGUGUUGCCGAAUCUGCCAACUAAUUUUUUAGGAAAUUGGGGAGUCGCUAUUGUGAGACAGGAAUAUAUCAUCGAUAAAGGAAUCUCUGCUGGUCAUCAAAUCGAAGUGCAAAAGAGAAUAGCACACGCUAUCAUACGGCAUUAUAUCGAAACUUUCAACACCUAUAUUACGUGGUUUAGUGAAUGGUUCAGAAAAGGACUAACGUUGUAUCUCAGUUACGAUAUAAUCGCAGAGAGUCAACUAUACGCCAAGAUGGGGGAUCUUUUUGUAGUGCAAGUCGUACAACCAGCUUUGCACAACGAUAUUGUUUUCAAUGUUCCGCACAUCACGAAUGAAUAUGAUCCAAUUUACUUUUCCUUUAUUAUCAACAAAGCAUCCAUUAUAAUACGCAUGAUGAAACAUAUACUUACAAAGGAAGUGUUCAAUCAAGCUAUGGCCAACUAUUUCAAUUUAAAUGAUUUGAACUCUCCCCAUGACUUGUGGAAUCUUUUAAAAAUUGAACUUUUCACGAACGAAGAUCCGAAUCGCGCAGAAGAACUAAUAUUCAGCUGGCUGUCACAACCAAAUUAUCCUAUAUUAUAUCUUGUUGAAUAUAAAGAUGGCCACGGCAAGUAUAUUAAACAAAAUGCUUCAAUGAAAACCGUCAAUGUACUUAAGUUAUGGGUAAUUCCUGUAACAUAUACCACACAGACAGAGCUUAACUUCUUGGACACUUCGCCUAAACUGUGGUAUACAGGAGGUAAUCAUGAACUUCCUCAACUUGAUCCAUAUGAUUGGAUCAUAUUUAACAUACAACAAACUGGCUUUUAUCGCGUUCAUUACGAUAACGAUAAUUGGUUUAAACUCGCGCGUUACCUGAACGAAGAGGAUCACACGAUGAUACAUUAUUUGAAUCGCGCACAGCUCAUCGAUGAUGCGUAUUAUUUCAUGAUGAAGCUAGAAAUGAACUACAACAUAUUCUAUUACCUCAUCAAUUACUUGUGGAAAGAGCAAGAGUAUACACCAUGGCACACUAUAACAAAUAUCUUACAUUAUAUGUCACCUUUUUUCAACUUCCCAGAAAGUCUAGCAUUUAAGAAUCACAUUUUAAACAUCUUGGUUAAACAUCUGAAUCAGCAAUUUAAUAAUAAAAGAGUAAUAGCCACGCAAUUAUUAAUACAGUAUUGGGCUUGUAAAUUCGGCAAUCGCAGGAGCAGAGAGUCUAUAAAAAACAAUUUGAUACAUCAUAUCAUGCAUCUCAAUGACAAUACAAUUAGACCGGGUUGGGAGGAUUUGACAUAUUGCGCGGGUCUGAUGACUGCGGACAGUUCCGUUUGGAAUAUAGUGGCGACGGAUUUCAUUGCUAGAAAUCAAACGAGCAAGUUAAAACAUCUAACAUGUACCGAUAAUAAUGUAGUCAUCAACGAAUUUAUGAAGUCAAUCACAUCCAAAAUAAGCGAUAAAUGGGCAAAAUUGGAACCUAAGCAUUUACUGACAUUAUAUCAUAGCAUGAUGAAGAAGCAUGCCAGAAAGAAAGAAGUGUUCGACUUCUUUUUAGCGAAUUUUCACAAAAUUCUUCCCAAUUACUUGAGUAUAAUCGAGAAAUUUGGUAGUAUUAUUAUGAACGUGUAUUCCACCUGCCAAUUUUUCAAGAUAUGGACUGUUGUAAAUUGGAACUACAACGCGAACUUCAUCAUCAUAGAUGCGGUGGAACUUAUGAUAUCAUGGCGAAAGAAAGAAUUACAGAGACAGAUGAACAUGUUUAGAGAUCCUUUUAACAUCACUCAUUAUGAAGAUAUAUGUUAAUCAAUCGAGAACAAAACGAUUAUCCAUGUAUCCUAAAUCGUAUGAAUAAAUUUUUAUAUCAGCUCUGAAAUUU